AUGGCUAAGAUUGGCUCAAAUGAAGAUGAAUUCGCGUAUAGUACAUGCGAAUUGGGAGGCCGAAUUGGCGGCGCUCUGCCUCCUCCUCUCUUCCAAUUCGAUCGCACACACCGACGCAUGCGUGCACGCUACUGGAUUGGUUUCAGGAACAGCGACUCUUCGCGCCUCUCCGUGCGUGCAUGGAGUGGAACGAGUGAAAAUGACGCGUGGAAACGACCUCAACGAGGUAGAGGCAGCUUCCGAAUAAGAGCUGCUGGCUCUAGAGGCAACCAAUAUCGUGGUUGGCGGGGCAGGGGUGACUUCAGACCUCGUAGAGGUCGAGGUGCUACUGUUCCGCAGGAUGACAGAAGGGUUUCCGAAUUGAGUCCUGACACAUCUCCCCAUUGGUCGACUGCAGUGUCACGUAGUGGGGGAGAAAGAAUUGUCACACCAUUGCCAGUAAGCAGUGCCACAGUGGAAGUAGGCGAUGAGCUGAGUGCCUCCAUCCCUACUCACCCGGAGGCAGCAGCUUUGCCAAAGAAGGAGGGGAAGAAGAGGAGGAAGGGGAAGAAGGCGGAAACAAAGGCAACUUCGCAAGUCGGUAGUGCCGAGUCGACUACAGGUGCCGAGUCAAGGAGAGGUGAAAUACUUCCAUCUCGUCGCGAUGUGGGAACGAUUGGCAAACGAACAGUUGUUGAAGUGAAUUGUUGGGACUGCACCUUUUCGGACACACCUGUGGUAAUGUACGACGUAGUGCUGACGAAAGUAUUGUCCGCCAAUGGAAAAGAGAUCAAGCUUGAUACCACCAAAACGGCGAGGCAUAUUAAGGCGAUCGCAGAGAGGAAAGGUGGGGAUGUCUUUCACGAUGGCGGCCGAAUUCUUUUCUCCCUUGGACCUUUGGAUAAGAGAAAGGAGAAGGUUUUGACGUAUCGUGAGGCGAUUCCAGACUCUUAUGACAACACCACCAACUUGACGAUAGAAUACACUGCAACAAGAGUUGGCAGUGUUUCUGCCCAACUCAUCACUGACUAUAUCGCAAAUGGUAAAUCAAAGACCUCAGAACUGCCACAACAGGCCAUCAACAUGCUGGAUAACCUAAUCAAGUGGGCCAAUAGAGAAGCCUAUUCGAACUUUUCAAAGUCGGCCAUUUUUGAUACAACUCCAAAACUAUGCAAGAGUGACGACCUCGCCUGGAUUUAUCUGGGAUAUUCGCUGAGUUUUCGACCACAGUGGAAGUGUCGAUUGAAUGUGGAUGUGGUCCACAAGGUGUGUUUCCCUGCUGGCAAUUUGGCGGAGACUUUGCGUGCAAUGCAUGGCGAUUUUGUGGGCAAUCCAGCAGUGCGGAAGCAGGUCAACGAGGCAAUAAAUUUCCUGCAAGUGGAGGCCACUCAUUAUGUGAAUCAAGGCAAACCGUACAAGAGGCGUUUUGUGGCGGAUAGCUUAACAAAUAAUUCUGCAGAUCGAGAAAUUAUUCCGAAUCUCAAAAAAACGGUUGCACAGUAUUUCAAGGACAACUACAGCAUAAGCUUGAAGUAUCCAAGCCUUCCAUGUGUGAUGCUAAAAGACGGAAAGGGAUGCAUGCCUAUGGAGGUGUUGAAUGUUUUACCAUUCCAAGAUGUAAAGAAGCAAACUGCCUCGACUAUUUCCUGCACUGCCGUCAGACCGAUGGAGCGAUUUAAGAUGUUGCGAAAUUUCGUCCAAGAAAUGAAUUGGAGAAACAAUUUGCUCUCGAAAAUGCAAUUGCGCUUGCUGAAUUUUGAACCGAUUAAAGUUGAGGCGAGAGAACUGCCACAGCCAAGUGCAAGCUUUUCAAACAAAACGGGCCUGUUGACUAGGGGAAAGUGGAGACAGGAGUCAUUCUACAAACUCUGCUCCGAAGUUGUGAAAUGCGUGGUUGUCACCAUUGCUCCUGGUGUUGUCAAAGAUGCUUCCGUCGUCAUCCACAAUCUACCGCGGGCAGCACAGAAUUUUGGUGUUCGAGUUGAGGUGCAGCAACGCAUUCUUCGAAAGACUAUUUCUGAUCUGCCACGAUUGUUUGAAGAAUUCCGCAUGAAUGGAAUAAAUCUGGCAAUUUUCGUUUUAUCCAGAGACGAUCACUAUGCACACAUCAAACGUGAAGGCGAUUUGCACAGUUUUAUGUUCACGCAGUGUAUAAGGGAGAAAACCUUAAGAAAACCAAACGUUUUCAACAAUUUGAUGCUGAAGAUAAACGCAAAGAUGGGCGGUAUUAAUUGGCUGGUAAAUGAUUUGCACAAACAAUGGGGAGAGGAAUUGGUGAUGGUUGUGGGUGCGGAUGUCACUCACGGUUUGGAGAAAUCAGUCGCCGCAGUUGUUGCCUCAAUUUCACCUGAUCUUAUGCGCUAUGUGGCAAUUGUUCAUCAACAGAAUCAAGUAAAGCAAAACAACAGCGUUCGAGAAUACAUCGAUGAAAUGGAGAGUAUUUUCUCCGACCUCCUGACGAUAUUUGGAAAGCACAAUAACGAUCGCCUUCCCACGAGGGUCAUUCUCUACCGAGACGGUGUUUCCGAGGGACAAUUCGAUUCUGUGCUGCAAAUUGAACUCUCGGCUAUGCAGAGAGCUUGUUCAAACCUUAGACCCGACUACGAACCGCGAAUAACAUUUAUUGUGGUGCAAAAGCGUCACCACAUACGAUUGAAUCCAGUGGAAGAGGGGAGGAAUGUUUCACCGGGCACAGUGGUUGACACAGAAAUCACACAUCAUCGUGAAUUUGAUUUCUACCUCUGUUCGCAGGAGGGCAUUCAG
This is a messenger RNA of Hydatigera taeniaeformis, 2742 nucleotides long. NCBI's taxonomy places the organism in Eukaryota, Metazoa, Platyhelminthes, Cestoda, Cyclophyllidea, Taeniidae. The record is from the annotation of a GenBank genome assembly.